GUUGAUACAGCCAGCUAUGGAUAAUAUCACUUCGAUUCUAAAAGAUGCUCAGGAUCCGGAUAACAACAUAAGGCUAGCAGCAGAAGGCAAACUCAUGCAGCUCCAAGAGCGUAAUCGUCCCAACUUCCUCCUGUCCUUAUCAGCAGAGCUCUCGAGUGAGGCAAGUCCACCUGAGUGCAGAUACCUUGCUGGCAUUAUCCUGAGGAACUCUGUGGAAGGAAAGUAUUCUGAAGAUAACAGCCUCCUCAUCGAACAAUGGAACAAUCUGGGUCCAUGUAUCAAAUCCCAGAUUAAGGAGUCAUUGCUGAUAACUCUAGGAUCUUCGGCUCCUCAGGCGAGGCAUGCCUCAUCACAGGUUAUUGGCAGGCUUGCAUAUAUUGAGACACCCUCCGAGAGAUGGCAAGAUCUCAUUGGCAGAUUACUGCACAACAUGGCACAGCAGGGUGCAUCUCCUACACUAAAGCAAGCAACUCUAGAGGCGCUGGAGUAUGUGUUUGAGGAGGAGAACUUGAGGUUCGACAAGGACACAAUUAAUGGUGUUCUGGAUGCCGUCAUCCGGGCAAUGAACCACCAGGCAGGGAAAAGUUCUCAAGUCCGGCUUGCAGCGGUCAAAGCUCUACGGAAUGUUCUUACGUUUGCUAACUUCGCAAAUGAUGAUGAUUGCAGAAAUCGUAUAAUGGCUGCAAUCUGUGAUGCAGCUAAACACGAUGAAGCAGCGGAGAUCAAGCAUGCAGCAUUCGUCUGCCUUACUGCAAUCGCAUCCAAUUAUAUUAUGGAGUUAGAACCUUACAUGGAAACCACACUCAGCCGUACAACUGAAGCUUUGGGCUUGGAAGGAGGUGCGGAAACAGUUGCACUUGAAUGUAUCGAGUUCUGGAGUACUAUUUGUGGAAAAGUGAUUGAACUCAGAGAACGAAAAAAGCGUUUUGCUCAUGCUUUCGCGAGCGCGGAUUGUCACUUUACUGAGAAGCCCCUCUGUUCGCUUGUUCCACUUCUGCUACAAACUCUGUCGUUACACCAAGAAAGAGAUGUUGAUGAACUGAACAUCUUCAUGAGUGCUGUGGCAUGCCUAGGCCUCGUCGCUAGAACUAUCGGGGAUGCAGUUGUCCCACUUGCAAUGCAGUUUGUCGAGGGUAACAUCAAAAUGGCAGAUUGGCAUAGUCGCAAGACAGCUAUUUCUGUACUAGGCGUUAUGCUUGAAGGGCCCUCUAUUGAGAAACUCGCUCCCGUGGUCGGUUUGUUGAUGGACGGGAUGGAAGACCCACACAUGGAGGUAAGAGGCACCGCUGCAUGCACUCUGGGGCGGGUGUUUGAGCUUCGGCAUUCUCCAGCUCUUGAUAAAAGAUUUUUCACAAAUGAAGACUUUCCUCGCAUCAUGGCUGCGUUGUCGAAGGGUGGUAAAGAUGUUCCAGAAGUGUCCAAGGAAGUCUGUGGAGCUAUAUAUUUUCUUGCCCGAGGUUAUAAUGUGGCAAUCUCAUCUGAGGUGGACCAUUCAAAAAAGCAAAUCUCAUCUGAGCUUUCACCUUUUCUUGGUGGUGUUAUUGGUGCUCUCCUUUCUGCUUCAGAACUUGAUAAGAAGACCCCUUUCGGGCUUCCAGCAUCUGUGUCUGCUUAUGGCGCAUUGAUUGAGGUUGUGAGAGUAAGCAACAUAAGGGAUUUGAAUGCUGUACUAGCUAUUAUGGUUUUAAUGCCUCGUAUCAUGAGAAGAUUAAACACCGCGCUUGAUGCCAAAGCAAUUUCAUCACAUGACAAGACUAACAAGCAUGAUCUUCAGGCGUUGCUGUGUGACGUACUGCACGCCAUAAUCGAAAAACUGGGCAAUUCACUUCACUCGGACAAGGUUAGGGAGUCUGCUCCGUUUAUGCUGCUUCAGUUUUGCCGUGUCCUGACCUGCGACUGCUCUACUGCACGUGAUAAAGCAGCGCUCACCAUUGGUGCUCUCGCUCGUGCUGUCGGUCCAAAGUUUCUGGAUUUCAUGCCAAUAUUUGUGCAGUAUUACAGUGUGAAGCUAUUCUCCCCAAUCUAUUUAGAGGCGAUUGGCACUAUCUUUCAUGCCUUGGGAGAUGAAAUCCUGCCAUGUUGUGAUCAUAUGAUGGAUGUUCUUUACGAAGGUCUCUCACAACCCGAGCUUAAACCUCAUAUUUUGGCAUGCUUUGGAGAGAUUGCUCUUGCUAUCGGCAAGAUUUUUGAGGAGAGGUACCUGAAGGCUGUUAGGAAAGAGCUGAAAGAAGCUGCUAACCCAAGAUAUUAUGAUGAGGAUAAGGUUGAUUACGGUAACCAGCUUAGACAGGGAAUAUGCAAGGCUUACUCUGGCAUAUUGAGGGGUAUAAAAGACCGAAAAUCUGGGUUGAAGGUAGCAGCGGAUCUAGUUGAGUUCAUUGAAGCUGUCUCCGAGGACAAGAGCAGGGGUACAAUGGUGACAUACGCUGCAGUUGAUGUGUUGGAUCAGUUUGGUUUCACAGCGGAGUCAUGGAAAAAGGGACUGGUUUCGGAAUUAUGGAGGUAGUAACAUAUAUGAGGAGGAACUCGUUCUGCUUCUUUUUUGUCAAGUUGCCACAGAUGCAUGGAAGGACAGCAACAUGUGUGUGGCGUUGCUAGUAUGAUGAUGUAUUUUGGUGGCAAUUGGAUGAACAGCCAAACUGCAGCGUAAAUAUUUUUCCUGGUUUCAUGAAAGUUCUGCCUGAUUCUGUUUACUGUGUUUUUCUCCGCUAGUUUUUUUUUCAGUCUUUUAUUUUCAUGUUCUUUUCUUCUUUUACCUAUUUCA
Molecule: messenger RNA, 2764 nt
Organism: Triticum dicoccoides
Lineage: Eukaryota; Viridiplantae; Streptophyta; Magnoliopsida; Poales; Poaceae
Product: importin subunit beta-1-like
Exons: 2
Coding region: 17-2506 (829 amino acids)
Biological process (GO): protein import into nucleus
Molecular function (GO): small GTPase binding
Source: RefSeq, a predicted model, not a curated record